AGGAGGUGGCACCAGAGGCUGGCUACAUUCUUAUGAGGAAAACCACUUUGUAACGACAAUUCAUUAUCGUCAGUUGAGCUGGUUCACUAUCCCGGGAAACAUGACGGGGGAGACGCACAGAGUGUUGAGGCUGUGUCUGCAUCACAUGGCUCUGCUCCGGAAAUACCCACCUCCCGGCUCCUCACUCCAAACAACCAGAUCCUUCGGUUCACUCAGGGAAGGAAAGCGCAGAGGGCUGCUAUGGAAGACGCUUGUUGGCGUCUCUGUCGGUGUGCCUGUGGCAGUGGGUGUCCAGUAUGCUGCGUCAGCACCAAGAGAGAGGAGGAAGAUGAGGAUCGUGAUUGAAGGAUUUGGUCGCUUGUGCAGAUCUCUCUCUGUGGGAAUCUUUAUCUCUGUGGAUUACUGGUGGACCACCAAUGUGACUGUCCGAGGCCUCGAUGAGAGCAGCCCAUCCUACUUGGCGGAGAUGUCAGCCUGCCACCAGAGGACAGCAGAGUGCAUGGUGGAAGGAGCCAUAAGGAACGGCGGCAUAUACAUCAAACUCGGCCAAGGUCUGUGUUCCUUCAACCACCUCCUGCCCCCCGAGUACAUCCGCACCCUGCAAAUACUGGAGGACAAGGCCUUGAACAGGAGGUACAAAGAGGUGGAUGCUCUCUUCCAAGAAGACUUCGACAAAACCCCAGAGCAGCUUUUUAAAACGUUUGACUAUGAGCCCAUCGCUGCCGCCAGCUUGGCUCAGGUUCAUAAGGCAGAACUGUUUGACGGGACUCCCGUUGCUGUGAAGGUGCAGUACAUCGACCUCAGGGAUCGGUUUGACGGUGAUAUCAGAACAUUGGAGAUCCUGCUGGAUAUUGUUAAGUUCAUGCACCCUAGCUUUGGAUUUCGAUGGGUACUUAAGGACUUGAAGGGUACUCUGGCUCAGGAGCUAGACUUUGAGAAUGAGGCCAGGAAUUCUGAGAGGUGCGCAGAGGAGCUGAAACACUUCAGUUUUGUUUCUGUCCCCAAAGUCUUCUGGGAGCAAACAAGUAAGAGAGUGUUGACAGCAGAGUUUUGCAAUGGCUGCAAAAUCAAUAACGUGGAAGAAAUUAAAAGGCAAGGAUUAAGUUUGAAAGAUACUGCAGAUAAACUGAUCCGAACAUUUGCUGAGCAAAUAUUCUACACCGGUUUCAUCCACGCUGACCCUCAUCCUGGAAAUGUUCUAGUGAGACGAGGUCCUGAUAACAAGGCAGAGUUGGUUCUCUUGGACCACGGCUUGUACGAGUACCUCAGCGAACGUGACAGAGUGGCCCUUUGUAAACUGUGGAGGUCCAUAGUCCUGCGAGAUGAGGCAGCCAUGAAAAAGUACUCCAGCGCACUGGGUGUCAAAGAGUACUUCCUCUUCUGUGAGAUGCUGCUGCAGCGACCCAUCAACAUGCAGGAGCUGGGCCUGUCCAACAUCCUGAGUCGAGAGGAGACGGCCUACAUGCGUGAAAUGGCCAGCCACCGCUUCGAAAGCAUCAUGCAGGUGCUGAAGGCGAUGCCCCGGCCCAUGCUGCUCGUCUUCCGGAACAUCAAUACGGUCCGAAGCAUCAACAUCACUCUGGGAGCGCCGGUGGACCGCUACUUUGUCAUGGCCAAGAGCGCGGUGCGAGGCUGGGGGAAGAUUCAGGCAGAGAGGACGGGGAUGCUGCCCCAGCUCUGGGUCUUCCGCUGGGUGAGGACAACAUGGGAGGGCCUCAAGUUUGAACUGGCUUUGAGAUGGGAGAUGGCAUCGAUGAGUAUGACGCGCUCGGUCCUGGGCCUGCUGUCGCACUUCGGUCUCAUAUCUGUGGACGCAGAAGUGUACGAGUACCUGAGAUAGCGCAUGCGUCUCCAGCUCUGGAGGACAGAGAAGAAGGAGCUGUCCCAAGCCACGAGCUCAUGCAAUCCAACAGCAGGGAGCCUCUCACUACCGUAGCAGCUCUGAAAGGUGCUAGUAAUGGUGCUGCUCGAGCAUGAGCACUGUUUCCACACCAAAUCAUCCUCAACUCUGCUGUCAGACAGGACCUCUUCAGAAUGGGUGAGAAGCAAUUAAACUGCAGGACUACGAAGCAUCAGACCUACUCCAGAGUAGAGUCCCUACUGUUUUUAAUUAAUCUAAUUAUUAUUAUUGUUUUAGUCUAGUCUUAGGACAGCAAAUUGUUUUUAAAUUCAAAUUUGAAGCAUUUUAAGCUGCAGUUUGCUUUAAAGAACUGCUGACAUUUAUUCCAUGAGACAUCUAUCUGUAGCAUCCUGGCUAAGCAAUAUUAUUAUCUUCCACAAUUAAUGUGUAAUAACGUGUAAAACAAGCCAAACACAGCAAUGUUAAGCUGCCUCCACUGGAGCGAGAGUGAAAUCUCUUCAUGGGUUGCACUGAAACAUUUCAGGAGUGUAAGAAACUGCAGCUUUAAAUCUAGAUUUUAAAUAAACGUUAAUCAGUCUGUCAGGUGUUCUGCGAUGCAGGAAUGGAUAUUUGUGUUGGACCAACCCUUUCUGUUCAGUGUUACUUGGAUGAAAGCUCAGCUGUUGGUGUUCUUCAGCAGCGAAUGCAAUGAGUGCACCCCUCACAGGUCCAGCACCACCUCACCAAAUGUUUUAAAACAAAUUUAAUAAUGUUAAUAAA
Chelmon rostratus (copperband butterflyfish) is the source of this 2620-nucleotide messenger RNA. It is a transcript of the gene adck5, whose product is annotated as aarF domain containing kinase 5. The coding region runs from base 101 to 1840 and encodes 579 amino acids. The record is from RefSeq and is a predicted model, not a curated record. Lineage: Eukaryota; Metazoa; Chordata; Actinopteri; Chaetodontiformes; Chaetodontidae. The transcript is spliced from 15 exons.